GAGCCUUACAGGAGAGGCUGGGGUUUGCUUGGAUGCCACCGACAGUGACAAUGUCAUGAAAUCUCCCCCAGUCUGCGAAUGGUCAAUAGAGAGAGAAAGACCCUUGGGUCUUGGGGAAGCAGGCAUGUGGAUGAGUGGGGGACACACCAAACUCAUCAAUAAACUCCUUGAAUAAUUGAGUGAUUGACAGAAAAGAAAGGAAAAAGAAAGCCAGAAAAUUUUCAAAACACAAGAGAAAGAAAGUAGUCCCCUCGCUCUUGCUCUCUCCGCUGCUGCUUGCUUAAAUCUCGGUGCUGCAUUGGUUUGAGAGAGGGAGUCUUGAAGUCACCAGUGGGGGGAGAAAACAAAAGCAGAGGCGACUGCAAGCUCUCACAAGCAGAGUCCUCUGUUCCGCUUCCGUCUCUCUCUCUCUCUCUGCUGAAACAUGCCGAGACCAGGGCCAAGACCUUAUGAGUGUGUUAGAAGAGCAUGGCACAGUGAUAGACACCAACCCAUCCGAGGCACUCUCAUUCAAGAAAUUUUCAGGGUUGUCAACGAGAUUCACAGCUCAGCAACUAAGAAGAACAAAGAAUGGCAAGACAAGGUUCCUGUAGUUGUGUUGAAAGCAGAAGAAAUUAUGUACUCCAAAGCAAAUUCUGAGGCUGAGUAUAUGGAUCUUAAAACCCUCUGGGACCGGGCAAAUGACGCCAUUAACACGAUUAUCCGACGAGAUGAGAGUGCUGAAACCGAAGGUCUUCUUCAGCCUUGCAUUGAAGCCGCUCUCAAUUUGGGCUGCAUGGCGAGGAGACCGUCGAGGAGCCAACGGAACAGUUGUACAAGAUGCUACCUGAGUCCCAACACCCGAGAACCCACCAGUGCUCCUCUUGGUUUUGCAGAGAACGCAACUGGGGAAAAUCAUAAAACCAAUCCACAAUUCAUGUCUCACAAGUCAAAUUUUGUGAAACCCACGACCGUAGAUUCUACUCAAGGCUUAGAAUCUGGCAACCCUGUUAAAAAAUUUCGCUUUACUACCGAGAAUGUUCCUCUAUCUCGAAGCAACCGAUGCUCACCUAUGAAAACUUAUCCUGCAUCUAAUUUGUGUGCUGUUUACCCUCUGUAUUAUGGAAAUUUCCUUGAAACUGAAGGUUGUGAUGGUUUCGAAGCUCCUGCAAAGUUUCAUGCUAAGACCACCGAGCCUGUUGAGAUGGUUGUCCAGAAAAACCUUUUUUGUUCUAAUAUAGAUGCUCCAAACAAAAGCACUGAAGAGGAUAUCAGGGUCAAUUUUGAUAACCCAACUGAGAAUGACUGUGAUUUAUCAUUGCGCCUGGGCCCUUUGGUUGAGGAUGUUGGUUCCAUUAGUUCUCAAGGGGGAAACAAGUUUAGUGAUCGGUUGAUACAGAUGGAUAAAGAGUUGCUGUUCUGUCCAAGGAGCAACACUGAUAAUCGGUUCGAUUCCUGCUCUGUUAAAUUGAGUUUUGCAGGUGGAACUUCUAAUGUAGAAGCACUAAUGAGAAAGCAGAAGGCAAUCAAUCACUAGUCUUGGCACAGAAGAUGGGCAGUUCCGUUGGCAGCCAAAGCUUCCUUGGAACCAUGUCAGCGGAAGAAUGAGAAAGGAAGGUUUGUAGGCUAACUCUUGCUUCUGAACGUCUCAAAAUUUUGAAGUUGUUCGGCAUAUAUCUGCUACUAGAGCUUUCUUUUCCCUGUUCUUAACUGUUAUGUUAAUAUGGUAGUGAGUUGCUUAUUGCAAUGUUGCCAAAGUAUGUGAAGUGUAAAUAAAGAUCUAAUGUAAAUAGAUGUAGUCGCGGACAAAGUGAUAAACGCAUCAGUGAAGCGGACAAUUUGGUCUACAAUGUGC
Molecule: messenger RNA, 1834 nt
Organism: Malania oleifera
Lineage: Eukaryota; Viridiplantae; Streptophyta; Magnoliopsida; Santalales; Ximeniaceae
Exons: 4
Coding region: 425-1516 (363 amino acids)
Biological process (GO): regulation of DNA-templated transcription
Molecular function (GO): transcription coregulator activity
Source: RefSeq, a predicted model, not a curated record